UUAUUUUUAUGGGGCCUCGUCUGUCCAUCCCUUUGAGAACUGUGGCUCUUCUGAAUUAGCCCUUGACUUAGCAGGAAGCUGUUUCAAUUGGGGAAGUAGGUAAUAAAAGCAAUUCGCACAUCUUUUCACACUUUCUUCUUCCAAACACUGGUACACAAGAACGUAGCCCAGUUCACCUUCAGGUGCCUGCCGGCCUCACCACACCUGUCGCAGGUUAUCCUGAAAUGCCUCCUGUCUGAUCCAGCAGAUGAGACCCCCCACACGUAGAAAAAUCCAGGCCAAUCCCAUGUCGAGGAAUUAAAACAAAGUGUUGCUGCACCGUCUCCCGGUCUGUCUGUGUUUAUGAUCCGAGCUUGCGCACUGAGCGCGUCCAUUGUCUGGUCAGGAGCAGCAGCAGCAGCAGCAGCAGCAGCGUCGGCGGCGAGGAGCGGAGAGGAGCGCCCGAUCUGAGCGCAGGGGAGCGGCUUCACUGUGACCCCGAUCUCCGGGGAGGGGGGCAGGAGGAGGAGGAGAAGAAGUGUCCUCUGGUUGGAGCUCACCGGACCGGACCAGCGCUCGGUGACGACGUCAUUUAUUUCCAAGACAGACCAUCUUUUAUUUUUUUUUCCUGGCGAUCAGACAGACAGCAACAGUUGUCACGAUGUCUGAGAUCAGAUGAGUGGAGAGCGGCGGAGUAAAGACUGCGGCGCUCCUGUGAUCCGGACCGGCCGGGGUGAUUCAGCCGUCUGAAGCAGCUGGGACGGCGCGGGGGAGCGGCGUGCAUCUGUUUAACCUUGCAGGGAUUUGGUUCGGCUCGGCAGCCACCCCCUCCGGUUGUGUCGAGGUUAUCUAUUUUAAUUAUAAUAUAUUCAUUUGUCUGAGGGUGAGGUGAAUCCAGACGUCAGGGCUGGCUCAUGUUCCGCUCGACAGGGAAACGGGCUGUUGCGUCUGCAGAGAGUCAGAGCUGACGAGUCUGCUGAGACACACGGACAGACAGACAGACAGACAGGCAGGCAGGCCGAGAGACAGACAGGAACGAGUGGAGGGAAGGGGGGGCACAGCCUGUUUGGGCUUUCUCGACCCCUUUACGGAUCGAGCCACCCAGAACCCCCACCCAUUUCUCUCCCGCUUUGGAUGGGGGGGAAGCAGAGCACGGCAGGGCGGCCCCGGGGUGCUUUUCCCGGCGUCUCUUCGGAUGACAGCGCGGUGCCACCCUCGGCCCACUUUGGUCACUACCGGCCGAGCGGCACCAUGGGCCUGCGGAGCCGCUCGGUGAGCUCCGUGGCCGGGAUGGGCAUCGAACACAGUCCCGCCGUGCCCUUCGGCUUCUACACCCCAAGAGGGACGGACUCGGACCGAGCCGGAGGAGGGUCUGGGGGCACUACGGCGGCCCCCCACGGAACCGGCUACCAGGACUCUGGGGGCGGCGGGCAUCACACGGACGGGGUGCUCUAUUUGGGGUCCCGGGGGUCGCUGGCUGACACCUUACCCCUGCACAUUGCACCCCGCUGGUUCAGCGCGCACAGCGGAUUCAAGUGUCCUGUCUGCUCCAAGUCUGUGGCGUCCAAUGAGAUGGAGGUCCACUUCAUCAUGUGUCUCAGCAAACCUCGCCUCUCCUACAACGAUGAUGUGUUGGCGAGGGAUGCCGGCGAGUGUGUGAUCUGUCUAGAGGAGCUGCAGCAAGGGGACACCAUAGCCAGACUGCCGUGCCUCUGCAUCUACCACAAAAGCUGUAUAGACUCAUGGUUUGAGAUCAAUCGGUCCUGCCCUGAACACCCCUCCGACUGACCGACCACCUGGCCCACUCUGAGUACUCUUCAAGGACAUAUUAGGUUCCUGCCAUGGACAUCUGGACACAGACGCUACCAAAUCUGAUGAAACAAAGUGAUCAUCGCAUACUCGCCGAGACGGAAUCCAUAGUCCUAUCAGACAACUGUUCCUUGUAAACUGAACCAAAAAGAAAAUGAGACUUUCCAACCAUCACGCAUUAAAGGGCCUCUGUUAAGCUUUUUAUUUCGAAACUUGCUGAUGAUACUGCAUACAACGUGGACCCUCUCCCGCCUCCCUUCAGACACCCCUCCAAAUCAAAGCAUGGUCUUAACGGGCCUCCCAUCUCAUCUCUGGAUCCAGGCCAGUCUGUAACUUGCGUCCAGUCCUCCCAUGGCCUUAACUGGGUGGGGAUGGGGGGAGGAAGCAGGGCAGGGUGGGUGGAAGAGGAAAAGGAACCACAUGAGGAUGACGGAGAGGGAGAGGCAGAAAACUGCAAACAGACCUGUACAUUAUUCAGUGCGCCUCUCAUCUCACACAAACAGGACUCCAGCUUGGUGGUGAUCUCUCAUAAAAGACUGCCUCACAGUGCGCUCCUCUUUCAUAGCCCCUGCCUCAGUUCUGCAUACCUUCCGCACCAGAUUAACAACAUCAGAAAGUACAUAAAAUGCUUUUCAGAUCAGGUCAGUGCACAUCUGAGCAGGAAGAGAGAGGAUGUGGCACGUCAGCUUGUCCGGUGCGUUCGCUUGGUGUGAAGAUGGGUGUGGUGGGGUGGAGAAGAGGGGAACGGUCUGCACAUGCUCAGUAUCUGCUUAGUCCAGACUGGGAGGAAGGAGGGAGCCAGAAGCAAUGUAGUUUAUGCCCGUAAAGCGUGUGGGUGUGUGUGUAUGGUUGGGAUGCUUCACCGGAAGGGGUGUGUGUGUGUAGGCGUGCGGGUGUGUGCGUGUGUGUGUGUGUGUGUGCGUCUGUGUGUCCUUGGAUUGUGUCAGGUUACUGAAGCCAUGUGUGUGUGUGAAAGGUCGUUGUAGAGGGCUGACUGGGACAGCGCUGUGUGUGUCUCUGUAUUGAAAUGUUUACAGUUUAGAUGUUCCCUGUGUGUGCAACUGGCAGUCCUCCCUUUACGUUGCUAAUGUUUACAGCUGCAGAAAAGCAACAUGACAUAUUGUAAAUUUCACUUGUAACUUGUCUCAGUUUUCUCUAUCAGAUCUGCCAGAUUUUUCAUGUAAAAAUUAGUCAUUUCUUAAAGAGAGAGAGUCUGGAAUGAGCGCGAGUGCAAGACUGUGUCCAUUCAUAUGACUGCUUGCAUGGAAGGAUUACUGAGUGGAACCAGCCAGGUACAGAACCAAAGGACCCAAAUAGUCACAGACAAACAGAUAGUUUUAUUUUUUUUCCAUUUGGAGGCCCACUUACAAUUCAAAAAGAGAAACUUAUUUAUUAUUUGUCCAGCAGCCAGUCACUCUCCACAUGGGGAGUAUAGACAUAGACAGUAAUUGUGAAAGAAGCAUGCUGGUCACAGAGUGCUGUAUCCAAGCAUAUCACUGUAAGCGUUGUAAAACCUGUCCAAGCAACAGAAAACUCCAGCCUUUUUUUAUUGGUGUUAUGUAAUGUUCUUGCUUAGGAAAGGUCAUAACCAUCAAAAGAACCAACAAACAAACGCUUGAAAUGUGUGUCAACACUUAAUCUGUUUAACACAGAUGCAAUAAAUGAGUUUUACAUUUUUCUUUUAUGAUUUUUUUAAACUUUUUAUUUCAAAUAAAUAUUUUAGUAUACACCCAUAAAAAUGAGCAACCAAUGCAUUUGUUAACAUGUCCUUUAAGAAUUUCAUAAAAUUUCCCUGAAGUCAUAACAUUUGCUUACACCUCAGGUCAUCUACCUAACCUAGAAAUUUAGAAUUAAAACUGAUAAAAACAGCAAAAGCAGGACAACGCCCAUAACAGUCAAAUAAAAAUGUACAACAGUGCGGCAGCAUCGUUGUAUGCUAUGAAAUAGCAUCCAACUAUAAUAAUAAUAAUAACAAUUAUUAUUAUUAUUAUUAUUAUUAAAAAUCACAGUAUUUUUUGUUAAACUGAAGACCAUUUCUAUGUUUGGGACUGAUCGUGAUUUAAUUAUGACUUAUCUUUUAAAAGGGCUUUUCUGAAAUUCUAACAUUACCAAAGUCACAGGGAUUGAGACAGGGUAUUUCACCAUAAAACUAGAGGGACAAGGAAACAUUGAUAUCAAGAAUGUCUUUGAGGUAUUUGGAAAAGACAUAUCAUGAAAAGGUCAAAUCUGACUGUUUGUGGUCACUACUUCCAAUUGCUGUCAGCUUGUGACAUUGUCUGCUUCAAACUUGACCCUCUGUUGUUUCUAUAUUUGAGAACUUUUAUUUUAAAAUAAGAAAGUACGAGUUUUUAGUAAUUACUUAAAAGCAGAUAUGUAUUUAUAUAUCCCUGAUCGGUACAAAAAGUCGCAGGGCAAUGGCGUCUUUUUAUGUCUGAAAUGGUUGAGUAUAAGAUAACUAAAUCUGCAAACAUAUGAAAUUGAACAUGAUCUGUUCCCUCCUCUAACAAGGGAGAGUGAAAAUAAACAACAAAGGCGCUUAAGAAAGCUAGAGCAUCACUCAAAGCAAAAAUGGCUGCAAAAAGAUUCUGCUAAAACCUUUACAAAAAUUUUAAAAUAAAUAAACAAAAAUUAGGACGCAUAAGGCAACUGCAUUUGGAUUCUUCAAAAUGACUCAUGUGACUUUCUCAGUCCUCUUUUCCUUCUUCUGUUCUCCGGUUGCUCUGUUGGCUCGUAAUCCCUCCAUGACUGUUUGUGCAUGUGUGUUUGCAAAUCAUAAGGGGGCCUCUUGGUCUCUGCUACAGUCAGCUCCCCCACAUUGUGUUUCUGCUGGAAACAGAUGUAUCUGUCUGCGACUGGAGAUGCGAGGCACUCGGACCCUCAAAAGGACUCUCGUUGUUCCACUGUGCAGCCACUGAACGGGGCUUAUUUAUUCAUUUGUUCAUAUUUAACAACAUUUGUUUAAUAUUCCAAUCAUGUGAGGUGUUACUCACUCUUCAGAAUGCCAAGAGCUGAUGUGUGAAGACUACUACGAAUCAACGUACAAACUGCAUUUACAAAGCUACUGUAAACAAAUGGUGGAAUAAAUUGUGCUAGAUGAAAAAAG
Molecule: messenger RNA, 4891 nt
Organism: Xiphophorus maculatus (southern platyfish)
Lineage: Eukaryota; Metazoa; Chordata; Actinopteri; Cyprinodontiformes; Poeciliidae
Gene: znrf1
Product: zinc and ring finger 1
Exons: 5
Coding region: 1114-1767 (217 amino acids)
Source: RefSeq, a predicted model, not a curated record